UCUUUCGAGUGCCUGCAUCACCCGAAGGGGCCGAGCGUUAUACGCCCAAGUAGAAGUAACCUUAAACUCAAAGCGCCAAGUUACUCCUCGACAACAUCGCAAUGGACAACGAUUCCAAGUCGAACUCGACUGCGACAGCAGUAGAAGAAGCAGAAGCGAAGAGACCCUCAGGCGUCCAAGCUACAGUUGCCGGCGGUGUGGCAGGAUUGACUUCGCGUUUCGUCAUUGCACCCCUCGACGUAGUCAAGAUCCGUCUUCAACUACAAACACAUGCCGCUACUGGUGUCGCAUCCGAAGCAGGCCCGUCAUAUCGAGGGAUCACGCAUGCACUCAGAACGAUACUGCGAGAGGAAGGCAUUUCCGGACUAUGGAAGGGCAACAUCCCCGCCGAAAUGCUUUACCUUACAUAUGGUGCGGUGCAAUUUCUUACAUAUCGCGAAACAACAGCAUACAUGUCCGAAAACACGUCAAAUUACCUCCCAAAAACAGCACAAACGUUCAUCUCUGGCGGAAUAGCAGGAAGUCUUGCAACAAUAACCACCUACCCUCUCGAUCUGCUACGCACACGCUUCGCAGUGACGGGACAAAGUAAAGUAUACCAGGGUCUAUGGCAUUCACUACGGCAUAUACAUGAUCAUGAGGGGAUCAGGGGCUUUUAUCGCGGUUCAACGGCAGCGGUAAUACAGAUAUUCCCCUAUAUGGGACUCAUGUUCGGAACGUACGAGGCGUUCAAAGCAUCAUUGCACCGUGCCGGCCUUCCAAAUGGCUGGGAUGAUGCAGCGGCAGGCACAAUUGCCGGAGUAGUAUCAAAAUCAGGAGUAUUCCCACUCGAUGUCGUACGGAAACGACUACAAGUGCAAGGACCGAUGAGAGGAAAUUACCUAUAUCGAAAUAUACCCGAAUACUCUGGAAUGUGGCAGUGUGGGAAGCAGAUAUUGGCGACGGAGGGAAUGAGAGGGCUAUACAAGGGAUGGUUGGCGAGUAUUGUGAAGUCUGGGCCGAGUGCAGCGGUGACAUUGUGGACGUACUCUGCGUGUGUACGAUUGUUUGAACGGCUUGAAUAGCUACAGCUACAGAUGCAGCUAUAAAGAUCAAUUGAUAGAUGGAAGACGUGCUGGCAGUUGCUGGUGCUGUUGCGGUUGGAGAUGAAAUACGUCAUGGGCCAAGCUGCAAAGCGCGGUUAGAUAACCACAACGUUCCGUCCAAUGUUACGAAGGACAACACCAACAUACAGAUGCUCCGAAUUCUUCGCUGUGUUCGACCUUCAAUUAAUUAUCAUCACAUUCCUAUCAACAGAACUCAGAGAAUGCCAUUGGUUACCAUCAACACCUCAAUUAUCGAGUCUUUGAAGAAGGCCGGCGUUAUUCCUGAUGUUCUCGACCCCUUCGAUGCCACCGCCAUGGUCAACGUCACUUACGGCAACAA
This is a messenger RNA of Saitoella complicata NRRL Y-17804, 1425 nucleotides long. Its product is annotated as mitochondrial carrier. Gene Ontology annotation, biological process: thiamine pyrophosphate transmembrane transport. NCBI's taxonomy places the organism in Eukaryota, Fungi, Ascomycota, Saitoellomycetes, Saitoellales, Saitoellaceae. The coding region runs from base 102 to 1064 and encodes 320 amino acids. The record is from RefSeq and is a predicted model, not a curated record. Gene Ontology annotation, molecular function: thiamine transmembrane transporter activity. The transcript is spliced from 3 exons. Gene Ontology annotation, cellular component: mitochondrial inner membrane.